Messenger RNA from Cyanistes caeruleus (blue tit), 1767 nucleotides. Its product is annotated as plasminogen-like. The record is from RefSeq and is a predicted model, not a curated record. NCBI's taxonomy places the organism in Eukaryota, Metazoa, Chordata, Aves, Passeriformes, Paridae. Gene Ontology annotation, biological process: proteolysis. Gene Ontology annotation, molecular function: endopeptidase activity; signaling receptor binding.
UUUGUGCACCAACACACACAACUUCCAGCACCCGCCAGAUGGGCCAAAAUGGGGAUUUGCAAAGCUGCCUUUCUCUUUCUUUUCUUGCUCAGCUCAGGGCAGGAUAUCUUGGGACAAACAACGAGGCAGUGACCAGUGAAGCUGCAGGGAUUGCACGAUCCGUAUGACAGGUCAUAAUCUCCCACCCACCUAAUUGAUGCUUCUCCAAAACCUUGAUGUGAAAGGAGAUAUACUGGAUGACUACUUAAGAACAGAUGGUGUUUGGGUACUUACUCGAAACAAACAGUUUUACAGGACAAAUAAUGAGAAAGAAUGUGCGGACAAAUGUGAAGCUGAAAGAAAUUUUACCUGCAGGGCUUUCCUAUUCACCAGGAAAAAGCUACAGUGUUUAACACUGGCUGAAAAUUCUAAAAUGACAGUGACGUUCACCAGCACGGACACGGUUCUUUAUGAGAAGAGAAUUUACCUUAUGCAGUGUAAAAGAGGGAUUGGGACAGACUACAGAGGAACAGAAGCCAAGACUCAGAGGGGUAUUCCAUGCCAGAAGUGGACAGAAAAAACACCCCACAAACCAAAUUAUACACCUGAGAGAUACCCCAAUGCAGGGUUGGAAGAAAAUUACUGCCGAAACCCUGAUGCAGAUGAAAGAGGACCCUGGUGUUACACAACAGAUCCUGCCAUGAGAUUUGAUUACUGUGCCAUCCCAGAGUGUGAGGGCCAGGUCAUGCACACUGGAGAAGGACCUACAGGGGAGUGCAUGCAGUGUAACGGCGAGGAUUACCACGGAGAAGUUUCGAGAACAGAGUCUGGACUUGAGUGCCAACGCUGGGAUGCCCAAGAGCCUCAUAUGCAUGGAUUUAUCCUGAAACACUAUCCAGAAAAGGAUCUGAAGAUGAAUUAUUGCCGCAAUCCUGAUGGUGAACUUCGGCCCUGGUGUUUCACUACCAACCCAAAUAAACGCUGGGAAUAUUGCAACAUUCCUCGUUGCACUACACCCCCACCAGUCUCUGGCCCAGACUCCCAGUGUCUUUCAGGGAAAGGUGAAGACUAUCGAGGAAGGAUAGCCACCACGGAAUCAGGAAAUGCCUGCCAACACUGGAACACACAGUUUCCUCACAAACAUGGCUGGAUCCCUGACAGAUAUCCCUGCAAGGGCUUACAGGAAAACUACUGUAGAAACCCUGAUGGAGAGAAGAAGCCUUGGUGCUACACCACCAACAGCAGCAUUAGAUGGGAAUAUUGCACAAUUCCUCCCUGUGACAGGACAGAACAAGGGAUUGCUGAUGCGCCCGUACAAGUUCCCCUAACAGAGGAGUGCUACCGAGGCAGAGGCCAGAGUUACCGUGGCACAACAUCUGUCACUGCAUCAGGAAAGAAGUGCCAGGCCUGGAGCUCCAUGUUCCCACACAGGCAUAUAAAAACCCCAGACAAAUUCCCAGACGCGCUGAAGUUGGACAACCUCUGGAGUGCCAAGAGAAAAACAGAUUUGUCCAAUAUGGAGUCACCUCUUGGGAACUGGCCUGUACCCAGCCAUCAAAGCCUGGUUUUGUCCGAAUUCCUGCUUUUGUUUCUUGGGUCAAGAAUGCUGCGGCUUCCCGCUGAAUCUGGAUGCAGGCUAAUUCUUCUGGAAAGCAGUCCCUGUGUCAGAAACAACAUUCCAAGUAUGGCUUUAUGACUGGUUUUAAAAAUUAUGUAAUAAUUCGUAGGAAUCCUAAAUAAAUACCACUACUGGCUGAGCCUAAGUAGCUAUUGCAAAGCAACAGCAAA